Sus scrofa (pig) is the source of this 12371-nucleotide messenger RNA. The record is from RefSeq and is a predicted model, not a curated record. Lineage: Eukaryota; Metazoa; Chordata; Mammalia; Artiodactyla; Suidae.
AACCCGCAACCUCAUGGUUCCUAGUCAGAUUCGUUAACCACUGCGCCACGAUGGGAACUGUGUAAAAUUUAUGUCAAAUUGCAAUUGGGCAAAAGUAUAAAGACUCUGUCAGAGUUCCCAUCGUGGCUCAGUAGUUAACGAACCCGACUAGGAUCCAUGAGGGCAAGGGUUCAAUCCCUGGCCUUGCUCAGUGGCUUAAGGAGCCGGCAUUGCUGUUGCUGUGGCUGUGGUGUAGGCAGACAGCAACAGCUCUGAUUCGACCCCUAGCAGGGGAACCUCACCCUAAAGAGACAAAAAGACCAAAAAAAAAAAAAAAAGGACUGUCAAAGAGGCAGGUGUUUAUUGACUCAAUGUAAGUAAUUCAAAAAUGCCUCAGAAGAAAAAGAUGCAAAAUGACUUAAAGCCCUGUGGGUAAGAAUUUUGACCAGUGGGGUCAUGUGGAGGCUCAGUGACCCCCGUCCAACCCCCAGAAGGUAGCUAACUUCCAUAUUUUGUGUGAGGAUGCCCCGACCCACUAGGUAAGGACAAGAGCCUCUAGGUGGAAAGCUAGCUUGUGGAAGGUGACAGGGUGGUGGAUGGGGGACUUCCAUCCUUUCUGGAGGAGGGAGAGGAAGAGGAAAUCCUCUUGGCCAGAAAUGCUCCCUGUGGAUCCAUUGAAAACUUUGGAUCUGACAAUGGAGGGAGCCAAGACCUCAGCAUCCAAGGAGAGAAUCUGAGAGGAAGGGUAGGAAACCUUCCUGUCUCAGAAGAAGGGGCAGCCGAUGCCCAAGGGCAGGAGCAGGUGUGCCAGAUGCAGGAGAAUCCGCUUUAGAAGCUCGAGUUUGAGUUUAAUUGUUGUGGAGUUGUCUCAGGUCUGCUGCCUCCUGUCUUGAGAUAAGAAGGUCCUCCCCCACCGUCGGCCCAUGGAUCAUGAGUUUUUAGUUCAAAGAACAGAGCCUGCUUCAAAAAGAAGAAACAGUUCUUUCCAGCCUUUCUUCAAGGUGUUUGAAUAGCUUUUCAAGGUUUCCAGUUCUUUAUCCUCGGUUCUUGUCCUCCGUUCCAGAACUUUUCCUCCUCUUGCUCCAAUUCAUGAUCCGUCUCCGAGGUUUUAAUAGUCACAGUAGCUCAAUUUGUUCUUGACAACGUUCAGCCUUUUCAUUUCCCCUCUCCUGAAGAUUUCAAACUGAACUUGCAGUUGAAGCACAGAAACACCUGAAGACGUUUAAAAUGACCUGUCGAGUCUGCUGUUUGUCUUCUUUUUUGUUUAGAAAUGUUGGUGUGGAAUUGAUUUUUCUGUAUUCUGGCUGUUGAAAUGCACACUUAACUUUGUGACAUCAGUCAGUGCCCUCCUGGCUCCUUCUGCCUGGACGUCAGUGUCAUCUCUGUCUCCAAGCGAUUGAUUCCAAGUAAUGCUCUGUCUUCUCCAAAGGCAGCUGCCAGCUCUUUAACCUUUCACAUGCAUUCCUUCAGCCUUGAGCCAAAUUUCCACAGAGACCCUAGAGCUCUGUGUGGAGACCCUGAGGCUUUUAUCUGUUGCCCUUAACAGCAGUCUGAGUUUGUGGUAGCUUUUUCCACUUGUGUCUUUAUGGAUCUAGUGGCUGGUUAUCGACUGGCUCUUGCAGUGGCAGACAUCCACUCACUUUGUACCCAGCAUGGAAAUUUUCCCUUUCCAAGGUGGUUUGCUUUAAUGCCCAAGAUGGACCAAAUCACAGCGUUAACAUGUCCAAGGCAUUGGGCACUUCAGGGCUUUCAUCUUCUUCCACCGCGGGGUAGAACAGUGGUGAACACUGAGAAGGGUUCUGCUUGCAACCAAGCCUGCACCUGACAUCUGGGCUAGACCAUGAACGGAGAGGACCAUUCAGGGUGCCGAACUGGUCCAAGGUAAACACACCCUCACCCCUGCCCACUGCUCCUUGACAUUUCUCUAGAACUCAUGCUGAGCUUUUAAUGCCAUGUUUCUUGUCUCUCUGUAUAGAAAAGUUUUUUUUUUUUUUAGUUUUUUUUUUCCACUGACUGAUGAGUUCUGCCUAAAACUAAGAGACCUGGCAACACACCAACUAUCCAGGCGUACAGCACUGUCUUCCAUUUUUACCCCGUGAGGACGAGACUGCUCCCACGUCCUUAGGCGAUUCUGUCGCAGAAUAGUGUGGUGUCUCACAUGUUAGCCAACAAUGCAGCUUAUAGAAGGAUGAAGCCCCUCCUUAGUAUCCCAGUCUGCCACCCAGAACCCCCCCCUCCCCGUGGUCCUCAUGGGCCACAACAAGCACUGGUGAACACCUGGCAGGGUUCAGCUUGGAACCAAGCCUAUGCCUGGUAGCAUCUAACUUGUGCCUCACACACAGCAGGCAGGUAGUGCAUAUUUGUUACAAGUUGCUGAAAUAAAAUGUGCAAGAAUGUCUGAUGGUUAUUGCAUAUGUACCAUGAGCUAAAUCAUGGUAUCUUUCCGUGAUAUUUCUUCCCAACUGGCCUCUAGUUUCCCUCCCUCCCAUCUCUCUUAGCAAGGGCUGCAGGUUCCUGUUGAUAAAGUGUCUGGACCUCACAAGUACUACUGGCGUAUUCCAGGCCCUGGUGGUUGCCCCAGUUGGCAUACAGGACUGGUCCAAGAAAAACUCCCUCACUCUGCCCACUGUUCCUUGUUUUCUUUUCCUCAGCUUUGUUUCCGGUGGCCCCAUCCUCUGCACUGGCCAUUCCCUCUGCCUUGAAAGCCCUUCCCCUCCCUGAGUGCAUGAGAACAUCCAUCCUGUACCCUCCUUUCCCCUGUGACCCAAGGCAGGGCCAGGCUCCGAGUGGGUGCUCAUUGUCCCACACGUGUUUGUGGGACAGACAGAGAAAUGAAGGAGGGAGGGAAUGAAGGGAUGACAGAAGGGCAGAGCCACACUCGUCAUCCCUGACGCCUGGCACAUCACGCCCUGCUGACUGAGCCAGGGGCUCCUGCAGGAUUCCACAUGGGGAAGUAGAGAGUAGAGCAGGUGGUGGCUCCUGAUUCCCCUCCCCAACCCUCCUCUUAAGUAGGUUUUCAAACAGCCCAUUGUGUGGGAUUUUCCUGGUCAAAUAAAGAGACAGCCAGCAGCUGCUGCUACCAUUAAAAAAAUGUAAUUCUGUACAACGUUUAAGAGAUUUGCUCUGUAAAAACAGUGAAAUAAUGCAAUGCAAUGCAAGAGCUUGUGCUAUAAAGAAAAUAACAACGGCCUCAGAGUUUUGUUUUGUUUUGUUUUGGCUGUGCCCUCAGCAUUCAGAAGUUCCUGGGGCCAGGGGUCAGACUCUGAGCCGCUGCAGAGACAACACCAGAUCCUCAAUGCUCUAGGCCACCAGGGAAUUCAACUCUCAUUUUUGUUUUUUGAAGAUCUUUCUUAUUUGGGAAUGAGGGGGUAAUGUGGAAAGAACACAGGUUUUCCCUCCAAAGAACCUGGAACCUCAUGGGUGUCAUGCCUAUAUCACACCAGACGUUGUGUCUGAGCCCAUGCAUCUAACUUGUGCCUCACACACAGCAGGCAGGUAGUGCAUAUUUGUUACAAGUUGCUGAAAUAAAAUGUGCAAGAAUGGUUAUUGCAUAUGUACCAUGAGCUAAAUCAUGGUAUCUUUCCGUGAUAUUUCUUCCCAACUGGCCUCUAGUUUCCCUCCCUGCCAUCUCUCUUAGCAAGGGCUGCAGGUUCCUGUUGAUAAUUGUCUGGACCUCGCAGGUACUGCUGGCGUAUUCCAGGCCCUGGUGGUUGCCCCAGAGGAGAGGAAGAAUAACACAAUUCAUCUUAGGCCACCCCUCUCCUACUCAACCCCAAGAGGCCAGUGCUGUGUUUACCAGAAGGGAGUGGAAUGGUUUGUUUUUGAAAGGCACACUUAACCCUUUAGAAACAGAUGUUGACAGAGGCCAAAGGGCAGGGGAGAGUAGGUGGGUAGAGAGGGUGUAGGUGAGAGGGGGUGUUUCUGGGGGGUGCAUUUUUCCCUCCUUUGUGCCUCUUGCUGCACUGGCCACUAGUACACAUUUGAAUUUUGGUUCCCUAGUAGAAAAAAGAACCCAUGUUAAUGCAAAAGAUUGCAUUUUCUGAUUGUGGGAAGUCGUAAGAGUGACUGACCAUUGAAAUUGGAACUGUUUGGAACUGUGGUCCAAACAGCGUGUGGUUAAGCUGUAGGUGUGGCCUCAGCCCCACAUCUCCCUCACUCGCUAAUCGGCUCUAGGAUGCCCAGCUGCAUCUCGGGUGAGGCAGGAGGGCUGCCCAGGCCUCAGUGACAUCACCUGCGCUCCUGCAGGACCCGCCUGUAAGAGCACCCAUCUCUACAGAAUAAAAGCUCUUCACCUGGGUUACAGCCAGUCCACGUGGCCAGUUACUUUUAUUUCCGGCCAGGAGCCUGGAUGCUGUCCUCCCAGCCGAGCUCUCUGCUCUGCCCUUUUCCAGCCCCAUUCUGCUGGGCCCUGUGGACGCUGGUUGCUGUUGCAUUAAAUUCGAGCUCAACUGGUAGAACAGCAAAAAUGCCUGGAGCAGCAAACAGAGAUGCGAGUCCAGCUACUCCAGGACCUGCAAGAUUUCUUCCGGAAAAAAGCUGAGAUUGAGACGGAAUACUCUCGGAACCUAGAGAAGUUAGCAGAAAGGUUCAUGGCAAAAACAAGAAGCACUAAGGAUCAUCAGCAGUACAAGAAGGACCAGAACUUGUUGUCUCCAGUGAACUGCUGGUAUUUGCUCCUGAACCAAGUGAGGAGAGAAAGCAAAGAUCACGCCACCUUGAGUGACAUAUAUCUGAACAAUGUGAUUAUGCGGUUCAUGCAGAUAAGUGAGGAUUCCACUAGGAUGUUUAAAAAGAGCAAAGAGAUUGCAUUCCAACUUCAUGAGGAUCUAAUGAAGGUUCUUAACGAGCUCUAUACGGUGAUGAAAACAUACCAUAUGUAUCAUGCGGAAAGCAUCAGUGCAGAGAGCAAGCUGAAAGAGGCUGAGAAACAAGAAGAAAAGCAAAUUGGCAGAUCUGGGGACCCCGUCUUCCAUAUUAGACUGGAAGAGAGACAUCAACGGCGAAGCUCUGUAAAGAAAAUUGAAAAAAUGAAGGAAAAGAGACAAGCAAAAUAUUCGGAAAAUAAGCUAAAAUCGAUUAAGGCACGGAAUGAAUAUCUCCUAACCCUUGAAGCCACCAAUGCCUCUGUUUUCAAGUAUUAUAUUCAUGAUCUUUCAGAUUUAAUUGAUUGCUGCGAUCUUGGCUACCAUGCAAGUCUAAACAGAGCCCUGCGAACAUAUCUCUCUGCGGAGUAUAACCUUGAAACCUCUAGACACGAAGGCUUAGACAUCAUUGAGAAUGCAGUUGACAAUUUGGAGCCCAGGAGUGAUAAGCAGAGAUUCAUGGAGAUGUACCCAGCUGCAUUCUGCCCACCAAUGAAAUUUGAGUUUCAAUCUCACAUGGGUGAUGAGGUGUGUCAAGUCAGCGCACAGCAGCCGGUCCAGGCUGAGCUCAUGCUCAGGUAUCAGCAGCUGCAGUCCCGACUGGCCACGCUCAAGAUCGAGAAUGAGGAGGUGAAGAAAACAACGGAGGCCACCUUGCAGACGAUACAGGAUAUGGUCACCAUCGAGGACUACGAUGUUUCGGAAUGCUUCCAGCACAGUCGCUCCACAGAGUCUGUAAAGUCUACUGUCUCCGAAACCUACCUGAGUAAGCCCAGCAUCGCCAAGAGAAGGGCGAACCAGCAGGAGACAGAGCAGUUCUACUUCAUGAAACUCAGAGAAUAUUUGGAGGGUAGUAACCUCAUCACAAAACUUCAGGCCAAGCAUGACUUGUUGCAAAGGACCCUUGGAGAAGGUCACAAAGCUGAAUAUAUGACUACAAGGCCUCCAAAUGUUCCCCCUAAGCCCCAGAAACACAGGAAGUCCAGACCCCGCUCACAGUAUAAUGCUAAGUUGUUUAAUGGGGAUUUGGAAACAUUCAUCAAGGACUCGGGGCAGGUCAUCCCCCUCAUUGUGGAAAGCUGUAUUCGGUUCAUCAAUCUCUAUGGUCUUCAGCAUCAGGGCAUCUUCAGAGUGUCCGGUUCCCAGGUGGAAGUCAAUGAUAUUAAAAAUUCAUUUGAGAGAGGUGAAAACCCUUUGGCUGAUGACCAGAGUAACCAUGAUAUUAACUCAGUUGCUGGCGUUCUGAAGCUCUAUUUCCGUGGGCUGGAAAACCCCCUCUUUCCUAAGGAAAGAUUUAAUGAUCUGAUUUCUUGUAUCAGAAUCGAUAAUCUCUAUGAGAGGGCGCUUCACAUCCGCAAACUCCUCCUGACCUUGCCCAGGUCGGUCCUUGUAGUGAUGAGGUACCUCUUUGCCUUCCUCAAUCAUCUUUCACAGUACAGUGAUGAGAACAUGAUGGACCCUUAUAACCUGGCCAUUUGCUUUGGCCCCACAUUGAUGCCUGUCCCAGAAAUACAGGACCAAGUGUCUUGCCAGGCUCAUGUGAAUGAGAUUGUCAAAACCAUCAUCAUCCACCAUGAGACUAUUUUCCCAGAUGCUAAAGAGCUGGAUGGCCCUGUUUAUGAGAAAUGUAUGGCUGGAGAUGACUAUUGUGACAGCCCAUACAGUGAGCACGGUACAUUGGAGGAAGUGGAUCAGGACGCUGGUACAGAGCCCCACACCAGUGAAGACGAAUGUGAGCCCAUAGAAGCAAUAGCCAAGUUCGACUAUGUUGGCCGGUCUGCCAGAGAACUGUCCUUCAAGAAGGGCGCCUCCCUGCUGCUGUAUCACCGCGCAUCCGAGGACUGGUGGGAAGGCAGGCACAACGGGAUCGACGGGCUUGUGCCCCACCAGUACAUAGUGGUGCAGGAUAUGGACGAUACAUUUUCAGACACUCUGAGCCAAAAAGCUGACAGCGAGGCCAGCAGUGGGCCAGUCACUGAAGACAAGUCUUCAUCCAAGGACAUGAACUCCCCAACAGAUCGUCAUCCUGAUGGCUAUUUGGCCAGACAAAGAAAAAGAGGAGAGCCGCCCCCUCCAGUAAGGCGUCCUGGCAGGACCAGUGAUGGCCAUUGCCCCCUCCACCCCCCGCAUGGUCUUUCCAACUCCUCCAUUGACCUGGGGUCCCCAAGCCUGGGAAGUCACCCCCGGGGCCUGCUGCAGAACCGUGGCCUCAACAAUGACAGUCCGGAGAGGAGGCGUCGUCCAGGCCAUGGCAGCCUGACCAACAUCAGCCGUCACGACUCCCUCAAGAAGAUCGACAGCCCUCCUAUUAGAAGGUCCACAUCAUCAGGGCAGUACACAGGCUUCAAUGACCACAAGCCACUGGACCCAGAGACAAUUGCUCAGGACAUUGAGGAGACGAUGAACACUGCUUUGAAUGAACUCCGAGAACUGGAGAGACAGAGUACAGCCAAGCAUGCCCCUGAUGUGGUGCUGGAUACCUUAGAACAAGUGAAAAACUCUCCCACCCCAGCCACGUCCACGGAAUCUCUCAGCCCUUUGCACAAUGUCACCCUCAGGAGCGCGGAGCCUCAGAUUCGACGUAGCACUAGCUCCUCCAGUGACACAAUGAGUACUUUCAAGCCUAUGGUGGCGCCCAGAAUGGGCGUGCAGCUGAAGCCCCCAGCCCUUCGGCCAAAACCUGCUGUUCUUCCAAAAACAAACCCUGCCAUGGGACCUGCCCCACCUCCCCAGGGUCCAGCAGACAAGUCUUGCACAAUGUAAAAACCAACCAAGUGAGGUCAUACGGGGAGGUGAUUUGAAAAAAAAAAAAAAAUGGAUUAGUGACAAAAGUCAGUGAUCCAUAACUUUCCUUAGUCGUGUGCUUAUAACUGGAGAUCUUUUGGCUUUUCUAUGUUAUCGAAUGUAAUGUCUGAGACUAGCUAAAUUAACACGGGCAUUUGUAUUUUGUAAUUUUUUUUAAUAACUGGACAUAUCUUAUGUCAUUUUAAAGACAAGAGAAACACUUAGACUUACUUGAAAAUCCAAUGCUGCACCAUUUGUAAUGAAGGCAACACCGCUCUGCCCUGCACACCGCACAGUGCUUCUGGCUUAGUGUAGCAGGACGUCGGAGUCAGAGACGUGGGGCGCUAAAGGCACGAGAAAUAACUCACAGUCAGUGCCAAUAACCAGUGUUGGCCUGUGGCACUUGGGGUGAUGCUGAGAGGUGACAGUGGCAUAGUUUGGUUCCUGACAAGGAGCACCUCUGAUUCCAUGCAGUGGGAUGGGGGUCGGCUCUUGCUACAGCCUUGCUGUCGUCGCGGUGGGGUAUUCCCAGCGGAUCUUAGGCCCACUGUCUGAAUGACCAGGAUGAUUGGCCUGUUUCAUAACAGUCCUUUCCCUGGAGCCAGGUUAAAGUCUCAGCAGGUGGGGGUAGAACCCCUGCAGUGACUGUUUGAACUGAAGCUGGGAAAUAAGAGGGGGACAGUCAUUCAGAGGUGUUGCUGUGACUCUCCAGGAGCCUGAUCAGGCCCCAGAGGAUAUACCCAGUCCAUCCCCUGCAUUCGCAAAGGACUAGGACAGUCUAAUUUUAAAGCCUUUCUGGUUACACUACUCCAUCAACUCUUCCAGAGAUCGGUUGUUGCCUAGACGAUAACUUCUGGCUCCUCUAAACCCCCAUAUCUUUCUCUGCGGCAAUGGAGAAAGCACACCGCACACGCGCACGAGGCCUUGCUUUGCUCAGCCUUCCCUCCCCCUGACUAGAUGACCUGGGUUCCUUUCAAUGUGCUCCAGAGCCCUGAUGAUCCUAAACUGAAUCCCCAGCGCCCCUCUUCAUUGGUCUCUUGGAGCCAACCUAGAACUGGUCAUGGUUCUGGAGAAAGAGCCGUACCAGCCACAGUGGGAGGAUUAUUUCAUGGUUCCAGGCUGAUUUCCUCCCAGUUCUGCACCCUGGAUCCAUGACAUUUUGUUUUUUCUAUGUGCUCUCUAUCGAAGUCACAUAGUCAGCUGAACCCCAUUGGAAGACCGUCUUGGUCCGGCAUCUUAAUGCAUAGCCUGCUUUUCUUUAGCCCAUAUUUAUGCUCUAUUUUCCCCUCUAUCAUAAAAAGGUUGCUUUGAAUUCUGUUGUUUUUACUAAGGUACAGAUCACCCCUGUCCUACAAGCAGCCCUUUAUCAUCUGUAAAGCUAGGAGUAUUUUAUCUACUCUGUCCUUGAACUUGACUGAUGAAGAGAACUUUUUUUUUCUUUUUUUCAGAAACAUGGAUGGCCAGAACUAACCCCUCUGGACCACUCUGAUUUCCUUCUAGGUUUGGGUUCAAACUGGCUGCCAGCUGCAUGGCCACCUGAGAGUUACAGUAUGGACUCUGACUUAGCAGCCCAUUGGUGAAUGUGCCAGUGUGGGGAAAAAAAUGGGGACCUGUACUAAAAUCAAGGUCAUGACUUUGAUCUCUACCUCAGUUUGCCAGUCUGAUCAUUCUGAUGCAGAGAGAGAUUACAUUAAAUGAAAUACUGUUACCUUUCAAAGUCAUACUGCUGGUCGCUUGCCUGCAGCCUAAUUUCACAAAUGGGUUAAAUAGUGAAAAAAAUUUUUUUCAAGUAUUGUAAACCUCAACCAUCCUUUUUGCCUGCCCAGCUCAGCAUCUUGUGCGAUCAACACCCCCCUCCCUGCCGCAAGCCCAUUUCUCUUGAGCUUUAGUGGUCCUUUAGCACCUUUGGACACCAUGGAAACCCAGCCACAUGUGAGCUCUGAAGAGCACGAACCCUUUUCAACAAUCUCCCCAAAUUUCUAGAAAAUUUAAUAAUCCCCCAGUUCUUUCUAGAUUCCACUUUGGUCUCUAACAGUCUGUUGUUAGAUAGGGAAACAGAGACAGACAAAAAGGUGGAAGUAAUGGGGGUGUGGGGAAGAAACUUUACAUCUUUUAGAAAUCAAAAUAAAGAGGAUUCUUAAAAACCACUUCUGUUUUUAAUGGAACAGUAAGAUGUUAAGAGGGGGCAUUGCAAGGGCAGAGGUGUUUUGAAUUUAUUAAUUUGGGAGGGUUCUUUUAUAAGCUUUAACUUUAGCUUUUCAGAUCUUACUCCUGCCAGCUCAUGUCUUCAGACUUCGCCCUGGUGUCUCCUCUCUUUGGUGUUUACACCUGUGAUGGAAGGAGGACUGCCUUUCCACCCACCUAACCCGGACUCUGCUGCCUCAGUUGGCAGUGGACAUGCCGCUCUAGACCUCAGAGCUUCCGAGGCUGUGCCUUCUUUCAGGAAACAGCUCCUAAUACCCUCCCAUCACUCUCUGUAUUUGCCUGUCUCUGUCCUUUCUCUCUAUAACUCUAUUGUCACCCUGAGGCUUUUUUUUUUUUAAUUCCUAGGGAAGCUUGUGAUCUUAGAGUGAGUGAGGACUCAAUAAGGACUCAGCUAUCCUUACCUUGUUUAGUAAAAGUCUUCAGAUUCCAAGGAUAAGACAAGGUGGCCGCUUCACAAAGGAUGCAAAAUAACACCCAGUAAGUUCCUUAAAAGUGUCAGCAGCUUAGAGGAUUCACCUGUAUGUGGCCCUCUUCACAGCCAUGGGUGUGACUUGAUGGGAAGACACAAGGAAUGGGGAGAGAAGAAGGAAAGUAAGUCCCUGAGAUGUUAUGCCCGGCUUUCGAGGACCUUACUGGUCCUUAGGUGCAGUUUGGGUAGCGGGUCAUUUUGAUGAUGAGUAAAUGCUGGUUCUACAAAAAUUACCUGACUCCACUUACCCAAGAAUGUGUAUUCACAGUUGAUAUAACUGAAUGUUCAUGUUCCAUGCAUGGAACUCACUGAAACAGAUUAACCAAAUUGGCCUUUCGGUUUGGUUGGAGAUGUUUGGAAUGGAUUGUUAGGAUGGAGUGAAUGGCUCUUAGUACAUGUUUUCUGAUGAGUGUUCUGUAAAUGAUGUCAGUCUGUUGAAUGGCCCUUUGUAGAGCUCCAUGUUCAAGGUCGGCCUAAAUGCCAUUGUUCAACAGUUUUGCACGUUUUCACACAAUGUAAUCUGACUUUGGUGCCCUGCGAGCAAACCAUAGAAUAAGGUACAGCAGGGUCCCACUUAAUCUGUGGGGGGGAUGAACAGUGAUGAGUGGAUAUAGAGCACCAAGGGUCAGAUUGUAUGAGUUUUCUGUCUUUGUACAUUUGUCCUUCCCCAAAAUGGGAUAAUUUAAUCAAUAGUAGUCUCAUUAGCAUUUGGGAAUGAAGCAUAGCCUCUGCGGUCUACAAACUGAAGAAACUUUGGAUCUCUUGGGUUUAGAAGACUUCAGGUUUGGGAUGACAAGUAGUCCUGACCACAGUAGUGAGAAGCCAUGAAUGUGGGAGAUGUGCCUGGGACUGAGGCUUGCUCUGAGUUUUCCACCCCAGAGGCCCUGAGCCCAGGGCAGCAUAGAAGGAAAGGCUCUUCCCACAUCUGAAUAGAGCUCUCUACUCCAGAACAGCCCCUGAGCUAAAUCCAACCUCCAGCUGGGCUGGGGUGUCAGGCAUGGAGCAGGGUGAUUCUGGCAUAGCUUUGCUCAAAUCAGUAAAACAAACAGAAAAUUUGAGCUUUCACUUACCCACCCUAGUAUCCUUUCUUUAAAAAAAAAAAAUAGUCUACGUGGUAUAAUCGAAAUGGGUACUUGUAUCUUUAAAUUUCGUAGGAAAUUUUGUAUGUUUAAAUAAUUGUACUGGGUUCCAUAAUGCUUAUCUUAGAAACUGUUUAGUAAAAAAAAUAUAUAUAAACUGUGCAUUUGUGAAUGCCCCCCAUUAGAACAUUCAUCCAAGUUCAGUGUGUAGUGUGAUGGUUACUAUAGAUGUUUAAAAGUAUAGUAAGUGGCUGUGUAACAGGAGAGACUGCUAUUUACCUAUGGACUUAAGGGUAACUCCUGCCCAUGUAAUCAAAUCAGUAUUGUCCUUUCCUGUCGGUUUGAUCAGUUGCAGUACUGGUGGCUUCCUGCUUGUGACUGUUACCUAAUCGUGUCAAUGUACAUCUGUAGUAUGUACAUGUGAAAGUGCCUUUCUAUUUUAGAGGAGUUUUAGCCUUGCUCUCUACUGUUGCCCCGCCCACCUCCACUCCCUGCCCCCAUUUCUCCACCCACUUGAGUGUUUUGGAAUUUCCUCUGCUCUCUCCCAGCUUCUUCACCAUCCCCAUCUUUCUGUGCCUCAGUGCUCAGUAUUGUCCCGUCUUGCAUCCUUGUCUGCCAUCAGGCACGUCAUUUUCCUCGUGUGUCCUUUUCCUCUUAGCCAUGACUGUGCCUUUCCCUCCCCAAAGUAACUCCAGGUCUCCCACACCUCACCACCCCUCCCCUGCUCACGUGCUGCUGACGGCCAUCCAUCCUUCGCCUCCACUCUGUAAUGCCUCUUACCAAGACAUUCCCUUGUCUGUGAGGUGAAAGUGAACGGGGAUGCUUUUCUAGUUCUGGAAGGAAAAAAAAAAAUGUUUUGUUAAUCUGUUGUGACAAUGCACUUUUAUGUAUAGUACUGUACAUUUUGGCAUGUACCAUUCCAGGCUUCAGUAUACAGUCAGGUCUGUUCUUCACGGUGUAUCUUUAUAAUAAAGAAGAUAGUUCCGGCCGCUA